UACCCGCAGACGACUCAGCUUUGAAGCUAAUCGAGUGAGUGACUCGACUCGACUCGACCCCAUCGUGCAAGCACGCAUUGCAUCUUUCCUUAAACCAUUUCGAAAUUCUAUUACAUGAACAUUUCUUACACGAGUAGUGUUGGAUAUGUUUUGGUCAUGUCCAGUGCAGAUUUUGUGUUUUCCUUUUGGGACAACCGGUUGCAUGACUAGCUGCUGUUUUGUUUUGUCUUGAUUUUGAACGGGGGAGUAGGAAACGAGAAAGCCAUGGAUGUCAUCAGCAAUGGGGUCCGAUCGAUCCGCAGCCAUUCCGAUCAAGAGAAGGAGAAUCACGACCCCAAAAUAAGAGCAGUUAAUCUGGGAGGCUGGCUUGUCACAGAAGGAUGGAUCAAGCCUUCCCUCUUUGAUGCAAUCCCCAACAAGGACUUCUUGGAUGGGACUAGACUUCAGUUCCAAUCAAUGACGGUCGGGAAGUUUCUCUGCGCGGAGUCUGGCGGAGGAAGCCGGGUAGUCGCCAACAGCACGGGGACGAGUGAAGUUUCCAAACCCAAGGCAGGUUCUGGUUCCGGUUGGGAGACAUUCAGGCUGUGGAGAAUCAGCGAGACGCUCUUCAACUUCAGGGUCGCCAACAAGCAAUUCGUCGGCCUCGGUUCCAGUGGGGACGGGAUCGAGCUGGUGGCUACUUGCUAUUCACCAGGAGCACCAGAAACCUUCGAGAUUGUGAGAAAUCCGGACGAUCCAAGCCGCGUUAGGAUCAAAGCUUCCAAUGGCUUCUUCUUACAGGUGAGGACGGAGGAACGAGUGUCGGCUGAUUGUCGACGCGACGAGAGCGAUGCGUGGGGAGACGAUGACCCGUCUGUGUUUGUCAUGAGCUUCACCAAAAGAUUGGAAGGCGAGUACCAAGUCACCAAUGGUCUCGGACCCCAAGAAGCCCCCAAAGUCAUGAGGGAACAUUGGAGUACGUUCAUAGUGGAAGACGAUCUCAAGUUCGUCGCUGAGAAUGGGUUGGACGCCGUGAGAAUUCCGGUGGGUUGGUGGAUAGCGAGCGACCCGAACCCUCCGCUGCCUUACGUCGGCGGGUCCUUGGCCUUUCUGGACAGCGCCUUCUCUUGGGCGGAGAAAUACGGGCUGAAGGUCAUAAUUGACCUGCACGCAGCACCUGGUUCCCAAAAUGGCUGGGAGCACAGCUCGUCAAGAGAUGGGUUCCAGGAAUGGGGACACACAGACGACACCAUCCAGCAAACCCUCCAUGUCAUAGAAUUCCUAACUUCGCGGUACACCGAGAGCCCGAGCCUUUAUGCCGUCGACCUCUUGAACGAGCCGCUCGGGGAGACGCUCCCUCUGGAGACCGUCGCCAAGUACUACAGGGCUGGGCACACCGCCGUCCGCAAGCACUCCCCCACGGCCUACGUGAUCAUGUCGCGCGUGCUCGGACCCUCCGGCCCUGAGCUGCUGCUCCCCGUGGCGAGCGGCCUGGACAGGACGGUCGUGGACAUGCAUUGCUACCUUCUGUUCAGGACGAAAUUCGGCACCGUCCAAGAGAACCUCGAUUACGUAUACGAGCAUAGGGUUGCCCAGUUGGACCGUGUGGCUACAUCGGAUGGACCUCUCACAUUUGUGGGUGAAUGGGUGGUGGAGUGGACAGUGAACGGAGCAACCAAAGAGGAGUACCAAAAGUUUGCGGCGGCUCAACUGGAAGUCUACGGCAGAGCCACGUUUGGAUGGGCCUAUUGGACUCUCAAGUGCGCACGAGACCAUUGGAGCUUGGAAUGGAUGAUCAAGAAUGGUUACAUUAAGCUUUAGACGUUACUCUCGGAUUUCCAGAUGGCUGCCAACUAUUCUAAAGUUGAAUAAAUGCGUGAUUUAAUACCUAAUUACCUUUAAAAACUCGUAUUUUUCAGUCUUUCGUGAAAAUUUUCAGUUGGGUAAUACUAAGCAUGAGACU
Messenger RNA from Rhodamnia argentea, 1942 nucleotides. Its product is annotated as glucan 1,3-beta-glucosidase-like. The transcript is spliced from 8 exons. Gene Ontology annotation, molecular function: hydrolase activity, hydrolyzing O-glycosyl compounds; actin filament binding. The coding region runs from base 265 to 1800 and encodes 511 amino acids. Gene Ontology annotation, cellular component: cytoplasm; actin cytoskeleton. NCBI's taxonomy places the organism in Eukaryota, Viridiplantae, Streptophyta, Magnoliopsida, Myrtales, Myrtaceae. Gene Ontology annotation, biological process: actin filament bundle assembly; cell migration; establishment or maintenance of cell polarity. The record is from RefSeq and is a predicted model, not a curated record.